Paramecium tetraurelia is the source of this 495-nucleotide messenger RNA. RefSeq lists its product as uncharacterized. The record is from RefSeq and is a predicted model, not a curated record. Lineage: Eukaryota; Ciliophora; Oligohymenophorea; Peniculida; Parameciidae. The transcript is spliced from 2 exons.
AUGAGAAGUACUGUUCUUCUAUUUUUGCUAUUUAUUGCGAAUGCUUAAGAUUAACUUUAAAAAGAAGAAGCAAUUUAGAUUGUGAAAGAUCUCAAAGAUGCAACUACAAAAAGUUGGAGCUCUUAGAAAAAUCGUGGUGAAAUUUGUGCUUUCACUGAAAUGGUAGCUGAACAAGAUGCUUAAUGCCAAACUAGAAAUGGCCAAAAUAAAUUUAUAUAUGUAUCCAGCAAUUAAUCAACUUAAAUCAUUGAAACCAAUAAACAAAAGAUUAAUAAAAAUGUAUAAAGACGUAUGAACUUAUAAGAAUUAAGCAUCUUUCAUGUUCAUGAUAGAUGCAAAUCAAAUGUGAAAAACAUUAAACUAAAAAAGGAUUAAAAGGAAGCCAAAACAUUAUUCAUACAGUUAUAAAAGUCAUUUUCAGUAUUUGAAACAUUUUAAAUAGUAAAGUAGUGGUGGUAGUCUACUAGAAAUGCUUUAUAAUGCAAACUUGUAUGA